CCACUUCCUGGAGCCGCCGGCCGGGGCCGCUCGCCGCACUCAGCGCCGGAGCCGGAGCCCGAGGCGGAGCCCGGGGCCGCCGCCAUGUCCCACCAGACCGGCAUCCAAGCAAGUGAAGAUGUUAAAGAUAUCUUUGCCAGAGCCAGAAAUGGAAAGUACAGACUUAUGAAAAUAUCUAUUGAAAAUGAGCAACUUGUGGUUGGAUCAUGUAGUCAGCCUUCAGGUUCCUGGGAUAAGGAUUAUGAUUCCUUCGUUUUGCCCCUAUUGGAGGACAAGCAGCCAUGCUAUAUAUUAUUCAGGUUAGAUUCUCAGAAUGCCCAAGGAUAUGAGUGGAUAUUCAUUGCGUGGUCUCCAGAUCAUUCUCAUGUUCGUCAAAAAAUGUUGUAUGCAGCAACAAGAGCAACUCUGAAAAAGGAGUUUGGUGGUGGCCACAUUAAAGAUGAAGUAUUCGGUACAGUAAAGGAAGAUGUCUCAUUACAUGGGUAUAAGAAAUAUUUGCUAUCACAGUCUUCCCCUGCCCCCCUGACUGCAGCAGAGGAAGAAUUACGGCAGAUUAAAAUUAAUGAGGUACAAACUGACGUGGGUGUGGACACGAAGCAUCAAACACUACAAGGAGUAGCAUUUCCUGUUUCUCGAGAAGCUUUUCAGGCUUUGGAAAAACUGAAUAAUAGACAGCUGAACUAUGUGCAGUUGGAAAUAGAUAUAAAAAAUGAAAUUAUAAUUUUGGCCAACACAACAAAUACAGAACUGAAAGAUUUGCCAAAGAGGAUUCCCAAAGAUUCUGCCCGUUAUCAUUUCUUUCUGUAUAAACAUUCCCAUGAAGGAGACUACUUAGAGUCCAUAGUUUUUAUUUAUUCAAUGCCUGGAUACACAUGCAGUAUAAGAGAACGGAUGCUGUAUUCUAGCUGCAAGAGUCCUCUGCUAGAAAUUGUAGAAAGACAACUACAGAUGGAUGUAAUCAGAAAGAUCGAGAUAGACAAUGGGGAUGAGCUGACUGCUGAUUUCCUUUAUGAGGAAGUACAUCCUAAGCAGCAUGCACAUAAACAAAGUUUUGCAAAACCAAAAGGUCCUGCAGGAAAAAGAGGGAUACGGAGACUUAUUAGGGGCCCAGCUGAAACUGAAGCGACUACUGAUUAAAAUUGUUAUAUUAAACAUUGCAAUACUAGUUUUUUAAAAUUUAGCUUUUAGUACAGGAGAACUGAAAUCAUUCCAUGUUAUAUAGUAGGGAAAAAAAUUGUACUUUUUGAAAAAAAGCACUUUUCACUUCUGUGUGUUUUUAAAAUUAAUGUUAUAGAAGACUCAUGAUUUCUAUUUUUGAGUUAAAGCUAGAAAGAGUUCAACAUAGUAAUGUUUAAUUUUGUCACAGUUUUCAGAGAGUGUUGAUUCCACAUUUUCACGUGAUUCUUAAAAUUUUAUAUAGUUGGGUCAGUUUGAGAAAGUUGAAUGUCUUAAAGUAGGGUAUAUUUCUUAUUACUCUUUAGUGAGACAUCUGAUUUUUUUUUUAAGAGAAUCAGACCUUAAAUAUUCAUACUACUUGCUGAAUAUGUUAAGGACCAGGUUAGAUUAUUUUCUAAGCUGAAAUUUUAGUGUGCCUCAGGAAAGGUGGAAAGUUGCUUACUCUAAGGAGCAAUGCUAACUCUUUUGUCAGUCUGUGAUCAAGUCUGCGACUUUUACAAAUAGUGCUUUAUCGCAGCAGUUUUUUAGAUUUGACUUUUUAGGUUUUUUUUAAUGGCAUUAAGAUUUCUGAAGAUCAGCUCAUUCUGAAACUAGGGUACCAGAUAUUUCCUAUACUGCAAAAUUUCUGUUGCCAUUGACUUUAAACAGUCAGUUCUUUUUUCUAGUACUUUAAAAAAUGUUUCUUUCCAGAGUAAAUCAUUUCAUUUUGAGUACUGUGAGGCCAAAUGUUCAUGUUCAGAUUAAAGAUUUAAGUUACUAUCAUUCUAAAGGAAACAAAUGAAAAUGUUGAGUUUCAGAAUUUUUUUCUCCAAAACCAUUUAUAGGCAGAUUGAGUUCUUUAUCACUUUUUAGCAAAUAUAGAAAUUGAAAAUUGUUUUGGAGUCCUAAUGCUAAACAGCCUAACACAGAUAAACACUUAGCCUAUGAAUCUUGUUUCCUUUAAUACCUUAUUUCAAAACAUAUUUAACUUUUCUCUAAAGCUUUGCAUCUUCAUUUACAAGGUAGAGAGAUUUUGAGCCUCGUAUUUCUUUGAUACUUGAAAUAGAGGGAGCUAGAACACUUCAUAUUUAAUCUGUUAAACCUGCUGCAGAGCCAUAACUUGGAGGAAUUUUCUAAGUGAACUGUGGGUAUCCAGGAUUUGGAAUUUCUUGACCUAAACUUCAUGCUGCAUAAAACAAAUAGUAAAAAUACACAUUUCAUAAUAUAAAAUAUGAAGCACUCCUUGCUAAACCUUAAUAUCUAAGGUAAUACAUGCACCUUUCUGAAAUUCCAUGUGUGUUGAAGUAAAGCAUAUAAUUAUGGUUUGACAGAUUUUUAAAGAUAGAAUUAAGAGUAUUUGUGUGGAUUUUUGUUUGUUUACAAAUAAUUAGACUAUUUAAACUUUCAGAAUAGUCAACAAUAAUGUUGUACUUGUUUACUAAAGAUACACUUUUUUUUCCAUGGGUGCACAAAUAGAUACAUACACACACAAAUUAUUGCAUUAAGAAUCCUGGAGCUGUGUUGUAGACCAUAGCUGAAGCUGUAAUUUUCAGUCAGGACAAUUACCUGUCAUGAAGAUAUAAAAUAAUUUACUAGUGAAUGUUUUUCCUGUACGAUUCAUGUGCAAUUGUACUCAAAAUUCCACUACACUACAUGAAAGAAAAUGGACAUUCCAGAAUAUAGAUGUGAUUAUAUAAUCUGAAACUAAUUAUUAAAUCAAUGAUUGCUGAGAAUCAGUGAUGUGUUUGUUUUCGAAUAUAACUCAUUGUUUAUAUUGUUUUAGGUGACACUAGAUGAUGAAUAACAUUCCCAAUAAAUUUAUAUUGCAGUCAAAAAUUACAUGCCUUCUGUGGACAUUUUAUAAGUGCAUUUUAUAUAGCAAUAAAAAUUUUUUCUCUUUAA
Molecule: messenger RNA, 3057 nt
Organism: Heterocephalus glaber (naked mole-rat)
Lineage: Eukaryota; Metazoa; Chordata; Mammalia; Rodentia; Bathyergidae
Gene: Twf1
Product: twinfilin actin binding protein 1
Biological process (GO): actin filament depolymerization; regulation of lamellipodium assembly; barbed-end actin filament capping
Cellular component (GO): cytoplasm; myofibril; actin filament
Molecular function (GO): actin monomer binding; actin filament binding
Source: RefSeq, a predicted model, not a curated record